AUGGAACUCGACGACCAAUAUGAGCGCACACUUUAUGUCUGCAAUUUUGAUGAAAAAGUUGAUGAUAAACUUUUGGAGGAAAUUUUUGUUCAGGCGGGUCCAAUUGAAUCCGUUACUAUUCGGGAAAAAGUUGAGAAAACUUCCUCAGCAGGAAAAAGCCCAGAAAGAUUUCGUUUUGCUUUCGUUGAAUUUACUCAUGUAGAAUCUGUUCUUUUUGCCUGCAAAAUAAUGGAUGCAAUUGAAUUGUAUGGAAGAAAAUUGAAAGUUACGCCGAGGGAUAGUACUAAACAGGUUUGUUCUUUCACUAACAGGGACCUUUUCUAUUGGACCAGAAAGGUUAUGACUAUGUAA
This is a messenger RNA of Meloidogyne enterolobii, 351 nucleotides long. Lineage: Eukaryota; Metazoa; Nematoda; Chromadorea; Rhabditida; Meloidogynidae. The record is from the annotation of a GenBank genome assembly.